CAAUUCUGAAACGUCAGAAAAAAAAAUUAAACGUCAAAAGCUCGGGAUUGGUAAUUCAAGAGGUACAUAUAAAAAGUUGGAAACAAGGAGAUGAUAAACAGACAAUUUUGUUGGAAAGAUGGAUAAAUACACCAUUGAUUUGGACCAGCUUCUGGACGAUUUCGAAUACAGCGAGCUGACCGAUCAGCAUUCUCAUCGUGAAAAAUCUGCGCACAACUCCAAGAAUGCAUCUCAAAAUUCAAUCACCAAACACAGCAUCAACACAGUUUUCCAUAGCUUGAAUGAAUAUCUGAGUACCAAUGUCAGCAAAGGCGAAAGUGUUUCCAGCAAUUCUGACAAUAACAAUAGUGAGAACAAUCUUUCUGCGAGCAAAGACCAAAAAGUAACUGCUGAAGCAGUAUUGGAAAGUGAUGAUAAAAUUAAGACUGAUAGAGCUGUGGAUGUUAAAGAUGUUGAUAUUUGGGAUGCAUCUGCUGACCCAAAGUGUAAUGGAGACAACAAUUAUGGAAAUAACUCCAUUCUUAAACAAGAUUAUAUAACAUCCAAAGAAAUGGUAACUGAAUAUAGUGCACUAUUACCUGAUGAACAAUAUCAAGAUUUUAGCCCUAAGGAAGAAAAACUUAUAGAUAUUGAUUGUGAAUUAGAAUGUUCAACUGAAACCAAAAAUGGUGCAGCAGAAAGCCUUGAAGAAAAUGUUGAAAAUUUAACUUUGGAUUUACUUGAGGAGAAGAAAGAUCUUGUAAAACUUGAAUAUCUUCAGGCAGAUGUAAAUAUUACAAAACAGGUUGUUGUAGACAGUAACACAAAAUGUGAUGUGAAUGAAGAAAAGGAAGAAUGUGGUGAUUUGCAAGAGCACCAAUUAGAUCUAUUAGAAGAACAGUUAUUGGAAAAAAAAGAGAAAAAUAUUAUUGUUGAUAAAGAUGUUGAAGACUGUGAGGAAUUUCUGAAAAAGGAAGGAGAAAAAUUGGACAACAGGGAAGGCCAAUGUGUUCUAAAGGAAGAACAAACUCAAUCAAACCUUCAAGUCGAAGAAGAAGUGGAACAUGUUGAGUGCUUUGAAGAUGCAAAACAGGAUAAUAACGAAUUGGAUGAAAGAGAUGUAUGUAACAUAGCAAAAGAAGAAAUCAAAAAUGUGCCUGAUGCAGAUAUUGAAAGGAAUAGUGCAGAUGACUUGGUCAUUGGAUUUGCUAAGGACGUGGAUGUAGAUGAAAAUGAACUCGCAGAAAUGUUAGAAGAAUUAGAGAAGGAAGAAAAUGAGUUGAAUGAGAAUAGCUCCAGUACAAUGGAACAAGAAAUAAUGGCAAACGAAUCUGAUGCUAUAGUGACAAAUCAACAUGGGAAUACAGAAGGAACAUGCAAGGUAGAACGUAUUGAGGAAAUGGUUAAAACUGAAGAAUUAAAUAACACGAAUGAGGAAUGCAAGAAAGAAAUUGUGCAGAGACCUCAAGAUUUGCCUUUGAACAAUGAGAAAAAGAGAGAUCAAGUCCGGAAAAUUGAUUUAAUCGGGGAUCCUGGAUCUACCCCAUAUAAUAAUGUCUAUGUUAACAAAAACAUGAACAAGAAAGAGACGGAAGCUAACGACAGUGAGGGGGAAUACUCAUCAGCUUCUCCUACUUUCUCUGACUUAUCGACAGAUAGUACUAGUACCGCUUCCACAAUCUCGGUAGGGGAUAUAGAGUCAAAACAAAAAGAUAUUAAUGCAGAAACGCUGGUUGAGAAAGGAGUGGCAAAGUUGGAGCACCAGUUGGCUGAUGAUACUGAGCACAAAAAACCAUCUACUAGCGGUGAACCAUCGGAAAGUGGGCAGGGCGAUGUCAAAACAAGUACCGUCCAAGCCAGCGGCAGCACCACCAGUUUUUUGGAUAAGUCGUGGUUGGGAAGAGAGGCCCCCUUGUGGAUUCCGGACUCGGACGCCAGUGCUUGCCUGCAUUGCGACACGAAAUUCACCAUGAUCAAACGCCGCCAUCACUGCCGAGCGUGCGGCCUCGUGUUGUGCUCCAAAUGUUGCAACCUCAAGUUCAGACUUCAAUAUUUGGACGCCGAGGCUAGGGUGUGCCAAAAGUGUUACGCCAUAUUGAAUAAGGACCAAUCCGGCAUUAAUCAGGACCAAGACCCAGUGGUGGAAAUGGAAAAUCCUUUGGCGUUCAGACCGAACCCGAACAACCCACUGGAAUACUGCUCGACCGUGUCACCCUUGCAGCAAGCUGAGCAGAUGAGUUCGAACCCCCCGGCUGUCAUGGUGCCGGUGGGCGUUCUAAAACGAAAAGGUUCCAACAAGUCGAAAACGAACAAGUCGGUGAUGUUCUGUGACGGUAUCGCCCCCGGGAGCGACCUGACGAACUUGGACAACGAUUUUAAUUACAAUCAAGGCCGUAAAGGUGGCGCCAAAAAUGAGGGAAAUGAAGUGAAGGCGCCAAGCCCCGAAAAAUCAAACUGCGAAACCCUCAAGGUGGACGUUCAAAUGCGGUCGUUCAUUCCCGAGGAUGAGAAAGCACUCCCACCUACCGUCAGCAAAAGUAAAACAGCCGUUUCAUAUACCGACUGUCUGAAUUCACCGGGCGUAGUGGAGAUGCUCAAAAACGAGACGCUGACGUUCGCAAUCAACCCUAACCUCUUCGUGCACGUCAGGAUCAUAAACAUGAGCUGUUGCAUCAACAAGGAGGCGUGGUGUUUCACCACCGAUGGUCUCGUGAACGUCGGCAACGACGAGAUCGUAAUUCUACUCGAGUUUACCAAAGAGGAGAUUAGCGUGCCGAAGGAUCUGUUCUUUCACAUCCACAACGUGUACGUGGACGCCGUAAGGGGCACUUCGGUGAAGGAGCUAGGAAUCUCGUUGCACGACUCGGGCAAUUUCCUCGGCUCGAAGAACCACGCGGGCUUCGUUUACAUCAAACCGACGUUUCAGUGCUUGGAGAACGUCAUCAGGCCGAGGGAACCGUUUUUGAUCGGCAUACUGAUUCACAGGUGGGAGACGCCGUGGGCGAAGCUGUUUCCUUUGAGGCUAAUUUUGAGGUUAGGCGCCGAGUAUAGGUACUACCCGAGUCCGAUCAUAUCCACUCGACAUCGCGACAGCGUUUUCGUCGAAAUCGGCCACACGAUUAUCAAUUUGCUCGCGGAUUUUCGGAAUUUCAGCUACACCCUACCUCAGAUCCGGGGCCUGAUCAUUCACAUGGAAGACAAGAACACCAGGGUCAUCAUUCCCAAGAAUCGAUACGACCAGGUUAUGAAAUCGUUGAGCACCGCCGAGGACCACAUCUUGGCGUUCGCCGGCAAUUUCAGCCCCGACGCCGACUCCCACCUGGUGUGCAUCCAAGACACCCAGAACAACGAGAACAGUUACGCCACCCACGCCAUCAACAUCCACAACAAACCCAGAAAAGUUACCGGGGCGAGUUUCAUCAUCUUCAACGGCGCCUUAAAACCAUCCAGCGGCCUAACGGCCAAAUCAAACAUCGUCGAGGACGGUCUUAUGAUUCAAGUGUUGCCCGAGCACAUGGCCCAAAUACGGGACAGCUUGCGCGCUAUGAAGGACCACAGAAUCGCUUGCGGGUGCGUGGACGCCGCCUCCGACGAGACCGUUAGCAUCGUCUGGGGCGAAAACGACGUCGAUUUUAACGUGGGCGUAAAAUCGCCUGUCGAUGAGAUGGCGAUGGGCGGCAUACCGUCCAUAAGGGUACACAACGGUAAAGAUUACCCGGGUACAAGCGGGAACCGGGUUAUGAGAUGGACGGAGGUGUUCAUAAUACAGAAUAGCGAAGAGACUUCGCUUAACCACGACACGGUCGACAUAUCGAAGCUGUCCGAGAGCAUAGCCAAGGCGAGCUGUACCGCGUUGGUCAAGUAUUUAGACUUGCUGGUGUCGAACAAUUGCCAAAAAAUCGCGAUCAGAGUCAAUUUGGACACCGAAAACGUGUCUUAUUCGGCGGGAAGUAACGGCGUCAAACUUCCACCUAUUUACAUGAAAAGUCUGGAUAACGAGUUGGUUCCAGUGCUCCACAGGCUGACUGCCAACGGGUUCGGAGAUAAUGUGAUAGUUUUAGAGUUAAUUUUUCGGAUAUUGAACGCGUGA
Cylas formicarius (sweet potato weevil) is the source of this 4069-nucleotide messenger RNA. It is a transcript of the gene Sara, whose product is annotated as zinc finger FYVE domain-containing protein 9. The coding region runs from base 119 to 4069 and encodes 1316 amino acids. Gene Ontology annotation, biological process: endosomal transport. The record is from RefSeq and is a predicted model, not a curated record. Gene Ontology annotation, cellular component: early endosome membrane. Gene Ontology annotation, molecular function: metal ion binding. NCBI's taxonomy places the organism in Eukaryota, Metazoa, Arthropoda, Insecta, Coleoptera, Brentidae. The transcript is spliced from 17 exons.